Molecule: messenger RNA, 4901 nt
Organism: Prosopis cineraria
Lineage: Eukaryota; Viridiplantae; Streptophyta; Magnoliopsida; Fabales; Fabaceae
Product: putative pentatricopeptide repeat-containing protein At1g56570
Exons: 5
Coding region: 2196-4661 (821 amino acids)
Biological process (GO): RNA modification
Molecular function (GO): RNA binding; protein binding
Source: RefSeq, a predicted model, not a curated record
AGGGAGAGACUGAGUGGGAGGGCAUUUCGAUCAGCAACCCUUCCCCUGUUGUUCACUCCUCCAUCUUCUUCCUUCUCUAUAUGUGCCAUAGCCGACGUUGGAGCGUGCAAAAGCUUCGGCCGUCAUCGUUGAGCUUCCUCCUUCCGUAUUCGGCCAUUGGCGUUCUCUACUCUUUCCGAGCAACAGCAAGUUCCGGUGCGUCGCCAUUCUGGUGUGGCUGUGGGAGUACGCGGACACCCUUUUUUCUCUCCUCCUUCUUAACCUCGCAUCUUCUUCUAUUUCCCCUGCUGCCUCGCUUCUCUUCCGUUCGAGCAGCUGCAGGGGUGUGGCAAAAUCUUCUACUCCCCUGCGUUGCGUCGCUGUCGUUCACUGCUAUAGGAGCCUCAUAGGACACCCAGCUUCUUCCUUCAGUGCUUCAUGUCGUCACUAUUCUUCUCCCAUAUAUUGCUGUCGCUGAUCUAGCUUUAGGGAGGAAUCUGAAAUUUUCUCCCUUUCGUUGUGCUGAUUAAAGGUUAUAGAGUAGCUUAAGGAUAAUUGAGAGGUCUAUAAGAAACAAGCUAUUAUCUUGGGUGCUUAUCAGAUAAGUAUAUAACAUCCCAAUCAAUUUAUAUAUUAGAAAAUUUUCUUUUAUCAAAAUAUUGUUUUUAACAAUUUACAGAUAUUUAGAUAUAUUUCUCUUGCAUUAAUUACUUUUGUUAAUUAAAUUGUUUUAAUUCUUGAAGUCAUGAUUUAUAGUUUUUAGAUUGACGAAAAUGCUUUUACAAAUUUUAGUAGUCCUUUAUUUGAUAAAGCCAAUUAUGAAAAUUGGUGAAUAAUUUAUGAAAUAUUAGUUAUGAAUUGUCAUAUUUGAAAAGAAUGAUGUUUUUAUAUGUUUCAUGCGAGUUUGAUACUGAAAAGAGAAAUUAUAUUUUGAAAGUGAUAAUUUUCUCGCAUGUCUGAAAGUGAAUUUAAAAAGGGACUAUAUACAAAACACUGGUUGCUAGCAGUAGCUUCACCUUUGGCACGUCAUGGUCAAUGACUAGCUAGUUUGAUUUUCGUGAGCUCUAUUCUCACAUCUAAUAUCUGUGGGUUUCAUGCCUGCAUUUGUUUUGUGACUUCAGCCACAUGUGAUUAGUUCUCUUCAUGGAUUGUGUGUUCAUAUCUGUUUCGUGGUUUCGACUAUGUCUGGUUACUUACAUUCGUGGACUGUUUGUCUACGUUUGUUUUCAUGGCAUAAGUGGCAUUCAGUUAUCUCCAUGGACUGUGUCCAUGUUUGUUAAUAAUUCUGACAAGUUCCUAGAAAUAUGAUUUUAAUUAUUUGGUGAUUUCAUACUCCAUUGGUUUAAAUUAAUAAAUAACUACAUUUAUCUAUUUUGUAUAUUUGUCUUCUUGAGAUUAAGUGAUAAGGAUAUUUGAUAUUAUGAAUUUAAUAAUUUUUUAGAUUUUAUUUAAGGCUAUAUAGAAUCCUUUAAAUUCAAAUUUUAUAAAAUCUUUUAUAUGAAUUUGUUGUCUCUUUAAUUUAUAUAAUCAUUGUUAUUUGUUCAUUUUAUCCUUUUAAAUUUUAUGGACAUUGGGACGUUAUUCACUAAAAAGCAUUUGUUUGGUCUCAGAUAGAAUAAAUGAUGUUGUAUCCCCUAUUGACCUUUGAAGGGCAUAUUGUUGGAUUGAUUAGAAGAUCUUCUAAGAUUUGAUGUAAACAUUUAAGUAUGUGUUAUAUUUUAAAUUUAUGAUUAAUUGCUCUACGCUAACUAUAGAUAAGAUUAUCAUCUGUAAUUUGUUUGCCUUUCUGUUCUGCAUUUCUGAUUUGGGCUAGAUAAGGCACUUGUUGAGAUUACAAGAAGCUUUAUUUAUAGGGGAGCUUUUGCUAAAUUUCUACUAGAAGUUUAGGAAGUUUUUUUUUUUUUUUUCAUUCACAUGAAAAUGUGGCAAUGAUUUCUAAUCGUAUUUCAAAUAAAUCAAGAUAUUAAAUUAGAGAUUUCUUAAUUAAAGAUUAAGGGAUAUAUGUUUUUGCAUAUAUUCUGUGCUGGUCAUAUCUACUUUUUGGGGUGUGACAACUGUUGUCAGCCUUGUGUGGUUUUUCUUUGGAAGCCAAGGAAGAAGGUUUGAAAAUCAUGUGAGAUUGAUUUGUUCAAUCUGGUUUUGAAUUUAGAUUUGAAUUUGUUCCCUACGUGGCUGUUCUUGCUUUGUUCUGUGGAGAGGCUGAGAAAGCAGUGGAAAUGGGAGCUUGUGGAUGGCCUUCUUCUCAUUCUUUAGGCAUAGUAUGCUCUUCAUUAUCUUUGCCUCCUUCGCCAUUUCAUCCUGCUCUAGUUUCAUGCCCACUACGUCAGCCUCAAAUUUUUCUAUCCUCAUUCAACAAAACCCUUGGCCAGAUCCAGAAUUCUAGUGCCAUAUCUUGCCUCUGGGCCAACAGUGCAAAAGUGGCGUUGGAUGCUGCACGUGCUGCAAAAGCAGGUUCUACAGUAGCAGGUAAAGAAGCAUCUUGCAAUGACUCUAAGAAUUUGAAAUUACUCUGCAACUCCAACAAUUCUAGUCUAAAGAUCGAUGAAGUUAAUGACAUCAGUUGCACAUUUGAAACUCAUCAACGGACAUCACUUGUUGAUCUUUUGAAAGUUUGUAAGGAAUGGGGGUUACUCCAAGAGGCUAAGUCUAUUCAUGGGUAUGUCUUAAAGUCGAAAUUCUCAGACCAAGAUUGCUUAGUGUUGUCAAAUCAUGUAAUGCAUGUGUACUCAAAUUGCAUGGAUUAUGAUGCUGCUCGUAAGGUGUUUGAUGGUAUGUCUAAGAGAAAUGUAUUCUCUUGGACAGUCAUGAUAGUUGCAUCAAAUGAACAUGGUUAUUAUUUUGAUGGAAUAGUGCUCUUUUCUAUGAUGCUGGAACAAGGAGUCUUGCCUGAUGGGUUUGCCUUUUCAGCUGUUUCACAGUCAUGCACUGGCUUAGGCUUCAUUGAGUUGGUUGAGAUGGUGCAUGCCCAUGUUGUUAUAAGAGGUUUUCUAACUCAUACGGUUGUUAGUACAUCGCUUCUCAACUCGUAUGCAAAGUUAGGGAAGAUUGAGAGUUCAUCUAAGGUGUUUCAAACCAUGGCAGAACUUAAUGUUGUUACUUGGAAUGCUAUGAUUUCAGGAUAUACCUCUAAUGGUAUGCAUGCAGAAGCCUUUGAUUGCUUCACUGACAUGGUUGAUUCAAGGAUUACACCAAAUAACUUGACCUUCAUUAGUGUUUCCAAGGCUGUUGGGCAGUUAGGCGAUGUUACCAAGUGUCAUGAAAUUCAUAGAUUUGCAUCUAAAUGGGGAUUGGAUUCCACUACUGUAGUUGGAACUGCUCUGAUUGAUAUGUACGCUAAGUGUGGGUCUUUAACUGAUGCUCAGUUUCUUUUUGACUCCAAGUUCAGAUUUUGUCAAAUUAGUACACCUUGGAAUGCAAUGUUAGCAGGUUAUUCACAAUCUGGUUCUCACCAUGAAGCUUUGGACUUGUUCACAAGAAUGCGUCAAAAUGAUGUCAAAUCAGAUAUUUACACAUUCUGUAGUGUGUUCAACUCCAUUGUUGCUUUGAAGGAUAUGAAAUUCUUAAGGGAGACUCAUGCUGUGGCUUGGAAAUCUGGACAUGAUGUGAUGAAAAUUAGUACAUUGAAUGCCCUCACUGAUGCAUAUGCCAAAUGUGAGUCGCUUGAAGUUGUAGAGACGCUCUUUGAUAGAAUGGAAGAGAAAGAUAUAGUGUCCUGGACUACUUUAGUGACUGCAUAUUGUCAAUUUUCUGAGUGGGAGAAAGCCUUGAUCAUCUUCUCACAGAUGCGCAGAGAAGGCUAUGUCCCCAAUGAUUUCACAUUUUCUAUUGUGAUCACUGCAUGUGCUGGUAUUUGUUUAUUAGAAUUUGGUCAGCAAAUUCAUGGAUUGAUAUGCAAGGCCAGCCUGGUUAUUGAAGCAUGCAUUGAAAGUGCUCUCAUUGACAUGUAUGCCAAAUGCGGUAACCUAGUUGAUGCAAAGAAGGUAUUUGAAAGGGUAUCUAAUCCUGACACAGUCACAUGGACUGCCAUAAUAUCAGCUUAUGCUCAACAUGGUCUUGUUAAAGGUGCCCUUCAGUUCUUUAGGAAGAUGGUGCAAUGUGGUGCCAAGCCAAAUGCUGUUACAUUAUUAUGUGUUAUUUUUGCUUGUAGUCAUGGAGGAAUGGUCGAGGAAGGUCUGAACUUUUUCCAUCAAAUGGAGGAGAUCUAUGGUGUGGUACCAGAAAUGGAACACUAUGCAUGUGUUGUUGAUCUCUUAGGUCGUGUUGGCCAGUUAAAUGAGGCAAUGGAGUUCAUAGGAAUGAUGCCAAUUAAGCCCAAUGAGAUGAUUUGGCAGACAUUGUUAGGAGCUUGUAGGGUCCAUAGAAAUGCGGAGCUUGGGGGGAUUGCUGCUCAAAAUAUUCUGUCCACUAAGCCAGUGUAUCCUGCUGCUUAUGUUUUUCUGUCCAAUACAUAUAUGGAAUCAGGUCUAUAUGAAGAUGGGGUUAGCUUGAGACAUGUAAUGAAAGAACGGGGCGUGAAAAAGGAACCAGGUUAUAGUUGGAUUUUUGUGAGAGGCAUGGUCCAUAAGUUUCAUGCUGGAGAUGAACAGCAUCCACGGAAGGAUGAAAUUUGCGCCAUGUUAGACAAGUUGAUGACGAAUAUCAAGUCCAUCCAUUUUGAAAUGGAUUUCAGUUUAUUAUCAUAACAUGCUAAUCGAAAUUAAUGAUUAUGUUGUUAAUGGGUAAGCGACUAGGAAAAGAGAAGGUGAUGAUGGAAGAGAAUGACUUGGAUGGUUGAAAUUUAGCCAGAUGUGGCCAUUUGCUUAUGUAAAUUUGUUAAUUUAUUCAACCAACUUGUAAACCAAAUCAAUUUUGCCCAGUAUGAUGUAGUUAGAAUUUUAGUAUUUAAAAAAAGAAUGCAUUGGUUUUUAUGAGUGCCAUUUUGC